Exaiptasia diaphana is the source of this 1606-nucleotide messenger RNA. Its product is annotated as trace amine-associated receptor 6. Gene Ontology annotation, cellular component: membrane. The record is from RefSeq and is a predicted model, not a curated record. The transcript has a single exon. Gene Ontology annotation, molecular function: G protein-coupled receptor activity. Lineage: Eukaryota; Metazoa; Cnidaria; Anthozoa; Actiniaria; Aiptasiidae. The coding region runs from base 241 to 1332 and encodes 363 amino acids. Gene Ontology annotation, biological process: G protein-coupled receptor signaling pathway.
AAAACUUUCAAUAAGUUGUACUUCUAAGUUGUACCCACGUCGUGCCUUGAUUGCAUUAUGCAAAUUAUGGGAUAGUUCGACUGGACAGGUGUCCCUAGUUGACAAACGAUUGGUUUAACAAAUAGUUUGGCUCGAUUCUCAAGACCACCAAUUUACCAGCCACUCGGCGAUGAGACUCUGCAAAASGCUUGCUUCAUUUUUAUAAUAUUUUAACACUAUAUUUUCACACCUUCAUUGGCAAUGAACGAUACUGAGUGCCUUAUUAAGGAGAAAUCCUUUCCUUUUAUAAUCCUUGCUGUGUUGUGCUCUCUAUCAGGAUUGGUUGCUGUAUUCGGAAAUGUCCUAGUGCUAUUAGCCAUAUAUACCACUCGUAGCCUUAGGACAACAUCAAAUCUGUUUAUAGCAUCGCUAGCAGCGUCUGACUUGCUGGUAGGUUCGAUAAUGGACCCCAUACUUGCUGUACGUACAAUACGAUACAGCUACUUAGGUAAACAAGCCUUAACCGAUCCUCAUCACCCGUUUAAGGUUGCUAUCGACUUCUUGUGGAUUCAGGCGGUUGUGGUAACAACUUUUGGACUAAUGGCAGUGAGUGUUGAUCGAUAUGUUGCUAUAACUAAGGUUUUUGUAUACGAAGCUUUCUUCACAACAAAACAUUGUAUAUAUUUGAUCAGCAUUGUCUGGCUGUUUUCUUUUUUGUUGGCUUCUUUGAGGCUUUACGUUCCUGUGUCUAAUAUCGGAGCACUAUGGGUCGCUAUAGCCGUCAUUUCCUGRGGCAUCCCUUUUUCAGUCACUUUGUAUUGUUACUUCGGAAUUUUUCGAGCUGCAAGGAAACAGCUUAAAAGAAUCGUGAAUGAAACAACUACAAAGACAUCUAAGGAAACAAGACGACUUGAAGAGGCACGUCACCGGAAAACCGCGUGGACAAUUGGAAUUGUUAUUGCGUUGUUUUUCUUUUUGUGGUUUCCAAGUCUGGUUGUUGCAGCAGUUAACUUAACUCUUCCAGAUGGCUGUAAAAAAACGUACUUUGCGCAAACCGUUUGGAUAUGGAUCGAAUGGAUUGCUUAUCUGAGUUCUGCUGUGAACCCAUGGGUCUAUUCCAUGAGAAGCGCUGAAUUUCGAACGGCUUGUAAACUAAGUUUYGGCCUUCAAAGAGCUAGAGUCAUUCCGGAAGAGAUGAUCUCGKGGUCCAAGGCAAGACCMAGCGUCAUUGAUAAUGCUGGUAUUCCUGGAGUUGCCUCUAUAAACUUAAGCACUAAUACACUGAAUGGUUACCCCACAUCUAAACGAUCGGACGACAAAAACUCGAAUUAUCUUCUCCCUCCAGUUUCAUAACCUGUUUGCCAUGAUUAAUUUGUAAAUGAAGCAUCCAGAAUGUUAUAGUUUUAAAUGGGUUUUCAGUCACACAACUGCCAUUCGCUUUGUCAGUUCAACUAUAAUGUCAUUUAAAAUGAAACGACUCAGAAGGCCGCAAUGCUAAGUCUCUAGGCUAGAGGUUUACAUAGCAAAUUAGCCAGUGUAAGGAUGAGUUUAUAAAGUUGUGGCCGAGUCGUAAGCAACAUCCAAGACUGAAAGGUUUAAUUUAGUGGAUUAAAAACUAUGAGAGUAA